Messenger RNA from Paramecium pentaurelia, 1005 nucleotides. The record is from the annotation of a GenBank genome assembly. Lineage: Eukaryota; Ciliophora; Oligohymenophorea; Peniculida; Parameciidae.
AUGGAAAACAAAUAAAUUGCUUGGAUUGUUCUCCUUAUUUUGUUAACAGUCUUUGUUUUAAUGAUCUGCUAUAAAUUUUGGACAUUUCUGACAAUUAUAAACAACAAACAACAAUUUAAAAAUAAUAUUAGAAAUUUCAGUCUUAAGAUAUAUGAGUAAACUAUUAUGUUAAGAAAUGCAUAGUAUUUUCAAAUGAGGUUGACUAAGAAUGAAAUAACAUAUUAUAAAUAGAAUAAGGAACAAUAAGUAGUAUGUAAAUUUUAAAUUGAUUAAAAUACGAAUUGCAAUUUUUUUAAAUAUCUAGAAUAUAAGGUAUAAUGUAAUGUAGGUAUGUAAUAAGAAAUGGAUAGAAUAAAAAAAUAAUAUUAUCAUUAAUUAAUUACUAAAUAACAAAUAGAGAAAGGGGAUAUAAGUGUUUUAGAUGCAUUUGUUUUGUAAUUAAAUUAAAAAAACUGGGAAGACUUUUUAUCAACUGAUUUCAAAAAAAUAGAAAUAUUAUUUGUGCCAUCAUAUAUUUUAGAUGAGAAUCAAAUGUAGGGUAAAUAAAUUUAAUAAAAAUACUGUGAAUUCUUAUCUUGUUUUCAACCAAUCGAUUAUAAAAUAGAUAUUUUAUUUAAAAAAAUAUUCUUUGUAACAACAAAUAUUAAAAAAAAGAGUGUUAUUUUAAUUGAAUUAGAUUUUGAAAAAAAAUCAUUUCUAAUUCAUAGUACAUUAGGUAAAGAGGAUUACAAUAAUUUUACUAAUUUAUGUCAUCAACUAAAAUUCUUAAUAAUCAAUGCUGAUUAAUAAUGGAAUGAAUAGAGAAUCCAAAUAAACAAUAAUUAUUAAAACGAAUAGCAUUCAAUAUGUGGGCGAUGUAACUUAAAAUAAAGUAAAACAACAGAAAUAGAUUAUUACGCGGGAUGCUUGUUAGCUUAUUCGUAUAAUUUCGGAGCCAACUAAUAAGAAUUUGGAUCAGUUGAUGAUAUUAAGAGUUUUAUCACAAAUAAUUUACUAGUUGACUGA